This is a messenger RNA of Rotaria socialis, 2727 nucleotides long. The record is from the annotation of a GenBank genome assembly. NCBI's taxonomy places the organism in Eukaryota, Metazoa, Rotifera, Eurotatoria, Philodinida, Philodinidae.
AUGUCAAAUUCAAUAGAUAAAGAUUCUAUAUGUUCGUCAUCAUCAAUAAUAAUUCAUGAUAAUUACAAAAAGAAAUCUUCGUUAUUAUCUUGUUGUCGUUCUUCUUCUCGAAAAUAUUUCAAUGCUCAAUUAUUACUUAGAACAGUAGACAAUACGAAUUUAAAUAAACAAAAAGGUUUUCUCCAACGAAUACAAAUUUUUAAAGCUCACAAACGAAAACCGCCGGUUCGUAAACAACAAGAAGCAACUUCAUACGAUUCAACAAUUUCCAAUAAUCAACUUGUAAUUGAAACCGAAAGAUCAACUAAUGAUAAUGAUGAACAAGAUUCAAACAUGCUCCAGUCGGCAGCAGUUGAACUUCACGAUUCAUUAUCUCUAAAGUAUCCUCGUCAUCCUAUACAUAACUCUCAAUCGAUACCAUACAUUAGUCAAUAUGAUGUUUAUCAUAAUUUAAAUAAUCCUAUUGACUCAUAUUCAUUUACUGAUAUUGAAAUAAUAUCAACAAAUAAUGAAGAAAAUAGUGAAGAAAAAUAUAUUAAUUCAAGUAAAACAUCAAAACGUUUUGUUUCCAAUAAUUUAUCAUUAACAACAACAGAUCUUUCUAAAUAUUCUACUCAAAGUUUACUACAAAAACUUUUGAAUAAAGCUCAAAUUCUCGAUGAAUAUUACAAUGAUAUUGUUAAUAAAACUAAGACUCAACCGUCACACUCCCUAUCAUCAUCAAUUAAUUCCUUAUUAGGACGAUCAGGUGGUACGUCACGUCCAUUUAUUUAUCGUAUUCAAUCGACUGAUAGUUUUAAAAGAAUACCGCGAAGAAAAUUUCGUCAUUUAUAUGAUACAAAAUCUAUGGAUAGCUCAAGAGUAGAUUUAUAUGCCGAUGAAGAUAAUGUUUUACGUGAAUUAAUACGAUUUAAUAAUGAUAUUGAUCUUAUUUUAUCACGUCUUGAAAUGGAAGGUGAGGAUUUACAGCAGCCAUCAACUAAUCAUUCAGUAUUGGAUGAAAAUAUUAUUCAACAAGCAAUCAUCAAUCCAACUGAUGAUUCUAUCGUUGAUGUUAACCUAAAAAUCAAUGAUCAAGAAGCAGUUGAUCAAAAAGGUUUAAUUGAAAUAUUAACAAUGCGUACUGAUAAUAACGAAAUAAAUAUUCAUUUACUUUUAUCAAAUGAUAUUGAUCGUUUACGUGAAACAGCAUUAUCGAAAUUACGAAAAAUGGCACAAGAAAAUUGUAAUUCAAACGAUGUAUAUAACUAUGAAACAAUAACUCUUGCAAAAAUAAACAAACUUCCAAAAUCAACAACAUGGAAAGGCAAACGUGUAUUUGGUGUUCCAUUACGUGUUUAUCAGCAAACAACGGGACAUGUUCUUCCAAUAUCGAUAGUGAAUGCAUUACAAUAUCUCCGUAUAAAUGCUGGUAAAUGCGAUGGACUAUUUCGUAAACCGGGCGUAAAAUCUAAAAUUGACCAUUUACGUUCACAAAUCGAAUUAAAGAACGAUUCUUACAGCGAAUCGCAUGUAGAAACAAUUAAAUUUGAUGACUAUCAACCAUUUGUUGUUGCUGAUGUUAUACGACAAUAUUUUCGAGAACUACCAGAAUGUAUUAUACCACCAUCAAUAACAAGUCUUUUAUGUGAUUUACUUAAAUGUAUAACACAAGAAGAACAAUUAUUAGCCUUGCGACUUACUUUUUUAAUGUUACCGGAUGAGAGUCGUGAAGUACUAGAAACAAUUCUUCGAUUUCUACUUGAUAUUUCAAUACGAUCGGGAAAUAACCAAAUUACUUGUCGAAAUUUGGCACGAAUUUUUCUUCCGUCUGUCUUUCAAUCUUUUUAUGAUAUGCAUAAUAAAUCAUCAAAAAUUCUUUGGUGGAAAUUGAGAAAAGAGAAACUCGAUACUAUUCAACAAGAAAAUGAACGACUAAUAUUAGAACAUUGUCUUAUGAUCAUGAUACUCAAUGUCGAUUUACUUUGCCGAAUUCCGAGUACGCUUACUGAAGAGCUCAAAUUACCGUCGCCCAGAAGAACAAAACGACUGGAUGAACUCGUCACUCAUACAUGCAAUGGCGAAUUUCAUUUGAGAAAAUAUAUUUCUAAAAACAGCGAAGAAUUUCUUCAACGCUUGUCAUUGACAAAAUUUAAGAAUGUUCAAACAAAUGUUGAGGAUGUUGAUGUAUUCAUGCAUAAACCAACCGUAACAUCAACAUCAGAUAUAGAUAAAAACAAUUUACCAAUAUGGAAAUGUUCAGUUGAUAUACCAAAUGUAAAUGUCAAGCAGGUUUAUCAGAGAGUAUUACAUGAAUGUUAUCUAUGGGAUAAUCAUGUUGCUGAAAGUCGAACAGUAGAAAAGAUCGAUGACGAUAAGGAAAUAGUGCAAUAUGUAGUGAAUUUUCUCGAUUAUAUUCCUGUUCGUUCAUUUUGUGAAUUUCGUUUUUCAAAAAAAGUUACAUUACGUUCGGCACCUGAUGCUAAUGCAAUCAUUGUUGGUGCUCUAUCAAUCGAUCAUCUGCAAAAUCAUUUUCUACCGGGGGGUAUUGGCAUUAAUUAUCAUAAACAUUAUUAUAUAAAGCCAUCCAAUGUGCAUCCAAAUCAUACGACAGUGACUCAAAUUACUUGCGUAGAUUUCGGUGGCCGAUCAACGCAAUGGUAUGAAAAUGUGCAUGGCUCAUUAUUAGCGCAUAAUCUUAUAUCAUUACGAGAUUCAUUUAUUAAUGCAAGAGUCGUUCGCAUUUGA